AUGAAUAAAGGAUAUAUUAAGAUUACUUUGGCACUUUUAAGUAUCGUAGGAUGUAUGCAAAAUAUAGCAUUUGCAAGCGAAACUGCUGCAACCACUAAUUCUUUAAAUAAAGAAUAUAACCAACAAUUAUAUAUCGACCCUAAAGAAGCUAAACAAGCAGCAACUGUUAUGGCCGAGGCUUUAUCUUAUGCUGAUAUAGUAAACAAACUAUGGGAUGCCAAUAGUGCGAAGAAUUUCGAUGAUGAAUUAAUUAGAGUGCGCGUUUCUCAAACAUAUAAUCCAAAUUUACAAAUUAUACGACGACAAUAUAAAAGUAGUAUUAUGGGAUUGCAAAGAUAUUGUUAUUCAUUAGUCAACAAAGUUGAACUAUCAAAAGACGAAACCGCAAUACUCUUGGUCUCAUCAGAUAUGAAUGAUCGUAGUGAUUUAGGUUAUACAAAUUAUAUAAAUCCUAUCGUAGAAAGUGCUAACUCACUCAAGCCUAAUAUCAAUUCUCAAAAAUAUAUUAGAACAGGAGGUUUAUCCAAAAUGUAUGCUAACUUAGCAGCAAUUUUCAUUAAAAAGGAAGAAGAAUGCGUUAAAGUUACCGUUCUUGGCUCUAUUGAUCCAAAUACCCCUUCGUAUGUCUCAAAAGAUGCAAUUAAAAACGAUUUAGUCAAAAAAUUUAUAAAUAUGAUCAAAUUAAGAGAGAUUAUUAAAAAGAAAUAA
This is a messenger RNA of Plasmodium vinckei vinckei, 708 nucleotides long. RefSeq names its product fam-a protein. The transcript has 6 exons. The record is from RefSeq and is a predicted model, not a curated record. Bases 1 to 708 code for a protein of 235 amino acids. Lineage: Eukaryota; Apicomplexa; Aconoidasida; Haemosporida; Plasmodiidae.